AGUCUCCGUGGCAACUGCACGCAUGCAUGGCUGCAGAGUGAUAUUGCGUCUCCACGCUGCGAUGAGCAGAGAGAGAGUGAAAAGAGAAAGGAGGGAGAGGGAUCCUGGUUUCAUGGUUUUGCAGUGGGGAGCUUGCAUUACAUGGGAGAGAAUCGGAGUGAUGACAUUGUUCCUACCGAGCGGCUGAGUGCACCUAUACAUGUACCUCUGUGGAGGAAGGGCCAUUCACCUGUCGGAGCCAGCGCAGAUGGGACGUUUAGACAAAGGGACAAACGGGCAGACAGAUAAAAACCCCAUCCAGUGUGGAGUCGUCUCCGCUGUUGUCACUUUGAUAUUACAAGGGUCUCGGGUUUCUUGAUUGUUUCAGAGGAAAUGAGAGAUUGAUUGUCGAUCAUCCAGGGCUCUGGGUUUCAGUGCUAGGCGAGGCGUGGGUGAUGCUGGAUCCUUGAUAAACAGCACUGUGAUAUCUGAAGAAAGGCCACCAAGGUGGACAUGUAUUGAGGAGUGAGCUGCUCCUCUGGCACUCACCUGAUGACCAGUUGGAUUUCUGAGUAUGCAACCUGCCUCAGGUCCGGCUAAAAGGGAAAUUACCUGUGUAUCCAUCGCUUCUUCAAUGGAGAAAAAAUAUCCAGCAAUUGCAGGAAGAGAAAGGGGGCCAGGUCCUGGUCGCUAUGGGCUUCCUUCAACCAUCGGAUUAAUUGCUCAUGACUUAACCAAACCAACAAGCCCCGCCUAUUCUUUCCAUGGCAGGAUGAGUGACAAAAUGUAUUGUGUUGACUCCAGCCCAGGGCCUCGAUACCACGUUGAUGCGAAAAUCACUCGUUUUGGAAAGGAUGGCACACCUGCAUACUCCAUGUUGGGCAGAAUGAAAGAACAGAAGGAGCUGUUCCAAACACCCGGACCAGGUGCUUACAGUCCUGAGAAAGCCCCAACGUGCAACCUUCAUCGCAGACCUCCGUCCUACACAAUGGGCUCUCGAACAAACUACCGCAGCCGCGACUCUGUACCUGCUCCAAACAAGUACUGUCUUCCUCCACUCAUGGGCCCUCAGGUCCCAAACAAGCCAGCCAGUGCAAGCUACACAAUAUCGGGCACUUACAGCACAGGCGGACCAUCUGUGGAUUUGGCCAAGACGCCGGGGCCUUGCGGGUACAACAGCACAGACCCGGGUGUAUAUUUACACCGACCGCCAGCAUUUUCCAUGCUGGGACGACCCACCUUAGCCAGAGAUGUAUCCAAGAAACCUGGUCCUGGAUCUUACAAUCCAGAGCGAGUGACAGUUCACAAGGCCCGGGCCCCUGCCUUCUCUCUGGGCAUCAGACACUCAGAGUUUGUCACCCCACUUGUUGUCAACAUCUCUGACUGAACAUCAAUCACUUGGAGAGAAUGACAGAAACAUAAUUAUGCAUGAGCAAUCAAAGAGAGAGAGAGAACAUUUUAUUUUCUUCUAUGAGCAACAAAGUUUGUUAAAUCAACUAGGUGACUCAUUUAUGAUACCUAUAAUUAAUAUAUGUACAUAACAUAAGUGUAAAGAACAUAGGAUGUUCAAACAAAGAAAACACCUUCAGGAAAACAAC
Molecule: messenger RNA, 1577 nt
Organism: Scophthalmus maximus (turbot)
Lineage: Eukaryota; Metazoa; Chordata; Actinopteri; Pleuronectiformes; Scophthalmidae
Gene: cimap1d
Product: outer dense fiber of sperm tails 3-like 2b
Exons: 5
Coding region: 554-1366 (270 amino acids)
Cellular component (GO): cytoskeleton
Source: RefSeq, a predicted model, not a curated record